This is a messenger RNA of Erigeron canadensis, 1741 nucleotides long. RefSeq names its product ATP sulfurylase 1, chloroplastic-like. The record is from RefSeq and is a predicted model, not a curated record. The transcript is spliced from 5 exons. Gene Ontology annotation, molecular function: sulfate adenylyltransferase (ATP) activity; adenylylsulfate kinase activity. Bases 55 to 1446 code for a protein of 463 amino acids. Lineage: Eukaryota; Viridiplantae; Streptophyta; Magnoliopsida; Asterales; Asteraceae. Gene Ontology annotation, biological process: sulfate assimilation.
UCUAAUCUACCUUUUGGCACAAGAGGGAAAAAAAAAAAACAAAACCAAACAACAAUGGCUGCCAUGAAAUCUUUGUUCAUCAACAAAACCCCAUUAAAUCAACCUCAAUCUCAUGUUUUAUACAAACCCCACCUCACCAAUGUUUCAUCUGUAUCAUACAAACAAAACCCAGUUCGGGUUUCGGGUCGGGUCAGAUGUGGGUUGAUUGAGCCAGAUGGUGGGAAGUUAGUUGAAUUAGUAGUGAAAGAAUCAUUAAGAGAUGUUAAGAAAAAAGAAGCAAAUGAAAUGGUGAAAAUAAAGUUGUCAAGAAUAGAUGUUGAAUGGGUACAUGUGCUUAGCGAAGGCUGGGCGAGUCCAUUGACCGGGUUCAUGAGAGAAUCCGAGUUCCUCCAAACUCUUCAUUUUAACUCACUCCGAUUAGGAGAUGGGUCAGUUGUUAAUAUGUCUUUGCCUAUUGUUUUGGAUAUCGAUGAUGCCCAAAAAGACAGGAUUUCGGGUUCGAAUUCGGUUGCCCUUAUCGAUUCUAAUGAUAACCCUGUUGCCAUUUUGAACAACAUUGAGAUCUACAAGCACAACAAAGAAGAACGAAUUGCAAGAACUUGGGGUACAACUGCCCCUGGUCUUCCUUAUGUUGAAGAAGCCAUAACUAGUGCUGGAGAUUGGCUUAUUGGCGGUGAUCUUGAAGUUAUUGAACCAAUCAAGUAUCAUGAUGGUCUUGAUCGUUAUAGACUUUCCCCUUCAGAACUUCGUGCAGAGUUUGAAAAGAGAAAUGCUGAUGCAGUGUUUGCUUUCCAGCUCAGGAAUCCAGUACACAAUGGUCAUGCUCUUUUGAUGACUGACACUAGGCGUCGGCUUCUUGAAAUGGGUUAUAAGAACCCUGUUCUUUUGCUCCAUCCACUUGGGGGAUUCACGAAGGCAGAUGAUGUUCCACUUAGUUGGAGAAUGAAGCAGCAUGAGAAGGUGCUUGAGGACGGUGUUCUUGAUCCAGAAAACACAGUGGUAUCUAUAUUCCCAUCUCCAAUGCACUAUGCUGGCCCAACUGAGGUGCAAUGGCAUGCCAAAGCUCGGAUCAAUGCUGGUGCCAACUUUUACAUAGUGGGCCGUGAUCCAGCUGGCAUGGGUCAUCCAACCGAGAAAAGAGAUUUAUAUGAUGCUGACCAUGGCAAGAAAGUACUUAGCAUGGCACCUGGACUUGAACGCUUAAACAUUCUUCCGUUCAAGGUGGCAGCGUAUGACAAAAAACAGCAGAAAAUGGAAUUCUUUGAUCCCUCCAGAGCUCAGGAUUUCCUCUUCAUUUCGGGUACCAAGAUGCGAACGCUUGCAAAGAACAAAGAAAAUCCACCAGAUGGGUUCAUGUGCCCUGGUGGCUGGGAAGUAUUAGUUGAAUACUAUGAUAGUUUGGCUGCAAAUGACACGGGUAGAAUCCCUCAACCCAUCCCAGCUUGAUCUGCCGACAUGUCAUGAACCAGAACAGAUGAGAACGCGGAAGUCUCUGAAACCAAAAUGUGUUCCAUCUUCCAUGGCCAAGAUUUUUGAAUUUUGGCUUGUUUGAAACAUCAAUGUUUAAAAUGUAUGGUAUGCAGUGUGGAUUGUUUUUGGUAAGAUUAAGACUGCUACUUAUCUGAAUAAGUUGAGGCGUUGCUAUUGCCUCCAUGUAAAAAGUCAUGUGCUCGAUCUGUGCACAUUGUAACAUAUUGUAUUUUUGCUUUUGAUGCAGUAUAUACUUCUCAGGUUUGAAAGA